Molecule: messenger RNA, 2640 nt
Organism: Plasmodium fragile
Lineage: Eukaryota; Apicomplexa; Aconoidasida; Haemosporida; Plasmodiidae
Exons: 3
Coding region: 1-2640 (879 amino acids)
Cellular component (GO): lysosome
Molecular function (GO): cysteine-type endopeptidase activity
Source: RefSeq, a predicted model, not a curated record
AUGGAGGCCGUGGACACUUCAGAGCAAGACGUACAGAUAACGUCAGCCAUUUUGAAAAAAUAUAAUGGUAUAAAAAUUACGGGUUCAUGUAAGGCACACUUUAGAGUGUUUCUCUCACCACAUCUAUGGCUUUAUGUGGAAGCGGCUGAAAACAAAAUACAGCUGAAGCCGAACUUUGGGCAGAUAAGCUCAAUAGACGUAGGGAACCUGAUGAACGAUUGCAAAAAUGGAUCCAACAACAACUUCAAAUUCGUCGUAUAUACCGAUGAUAAUAUGCUGACGCUCAAGUGGCAGGUGGUUGGGGAAGGGGCAGCUCCAGGCAACAAGGAAGAUGUGAAAAAGUACAAACUGCCUGCCCUGGACAGGCCGUUCACUUCCGUGCAGGUGCAUUCGGCCAACACCAAGUCCAAAAUAAUUGAGAGCAAAUUUUACGAUAUCGGCAGCAGCAUGCCAGCCCAAUGCAGUGCGAUAGCCACGAAUUGCUUCCUCACGGGAAGUCUGGACAUCGAACACUGCUACCACUGCACCCUGUUGGAGAAGAAAAUGGCCGAAGACAAUGAGUGCUUCGAGUACGUCUCGAAGGAAGCAAAGGAGUUAAUCAAAAAAGAUACAACAAUUAAAGCUCAAGAGGAAGAUGUGAACUCCACGGAACACAAACUAAUCGAGUCCAUAGAUGUAAUACUAAAGGCAAUGUACAAGUCAGACAAGGAUUACAAAAAAAAGGAAAUCAUCACGAUGGAGCAGGUUGAUGAAAAUUUGAAGAAGGAAUUAGCUAGCUACUGUCAACUGCUGAAAGAGGUGGAUACAAGUGGUACCCUGAAGAAUCACAAAUUAGCAAACGAAGUAGAAACGUAUAAGAAUUUGACCAGACUGUUACAAAUGCAUAAAGGAGAAAAUAUAGUAACACUUCAGGACAAAUUAAGAAAUCCAGCAAUAUGUAUGAAGGAUAUUGAUAAAUGGAUUAUUAAUAAGAGAGGGUUAACUCUACCUGAUGGUAUCCCUCACAGUGAAGAAAACACAAAGGAGUACCUACAUGAAGAACUCCUCAAAGACAUAGAAGAAGAAAAAAAUGUGUUUGAUGAUGAGGCAUUCGAAAAAGAUAAAAAUGGAGUCAUAGAUUUAAAUAAGCUUCCCAGCGAAAUGAAAUUUAAAUCUCCUUAUUUUAAAAAAAGUAAAUAUUGUAACGAUUAUUACUGUGACAGAUGGAAGGAUAAAACGAGUUGUAUUUCAAAUAUUGAGGUGGAGGAACAAGGGGAUUGUGGAUUGUGCUGGAUCUUUGCCUCAAAAUUGCACUUAGAAACGAUCAGGUGCAUGAGAGGGUACGGACACUUCCGAAGCUCCGCUCUUUUUGUGGCCAACUGCUCGAAGAGAGAUCCAGAAGAAAUAUGCACCGUGGGUUCUAAUCCAAUAGAAUUCCUUCAAAUAGUUAACGAUACAGGAUUUUUACCACUGGAGUCGGAUCUCCCAUACAGCUACAAAGACGCGGCAAACAGCUGCCCCAGUAACAGGAAUAAGUGGACCAACCUAUGGGGGCAUACCAAGCUCUUGUAUCACAAGAGACCCAGAGAAUUCAUGCAAUCACUUGGAUAUGUGGCCUACGAAAGCGGGAACUUUGAUGGCAAAAUGGAUCUCUUCGUUGAUAUCCUCAAGAAAGAGAUCCAAAACAAAGGAUCCGUCAUUAUCUAUAUAAAAACAGAAGACACUAUCGAUUACGAUUUUAAUGGAAAAACUGUGCACUUAAUAUGUGGAAAACUUGAUGCAGAUCAUGCUGCUAACCUUAUUGGAUACGGUGAUUACAUCACUCCUUAUGGUGAGAAGAGGUCCUACUGGUUAAUCAGAAACAGCUGGGGAUACUACUGGGGCGAUGAAGGUAAUUUUAAGGUCGACAUGUAUAGUCACCAAUACUGCAGACGGAACUUCAUACACACGGCAGUUGUGUUUAAGAUCGAUUUGGGCAUGGUGGAAGUUCCAAAGAAGGAAGACCCGCCCUUCUACAGUUAUUUCGCCAAGUACCUCCCGAACUUCUUAUACAACCUCUUCUAUGAUAAUUACGACAAAGGGGCUGAAGUGUACGCUCUUUCUGAAAGCGGUAAUGCGGGAGAAGCAACAGGGGGAAAUGCUGUAGUGGAUGGUCAGGCGGCAGUAAAGGGACAGACAGAAACGCCAACCUCGACGGACGCUAAAAAUGGGGAUAAACCCGGAGCAAAGGGUAGCGAAGCAAAUGUGUCUGUCGCUGGCAAGGCAGGAAUUGUAGCCCCUGUAGGGUCACAAACGAGUGCAAGUGCCUCCCCCACAAACGUGACGCCGCUGAACGUAAAGGUUGGGGAGAGCCAGGUCGUAGAGGAUGCAGUGCUCCUCAAUCCCGUGGAAAACUCGGGCGAGAACAAAAUUCCAAUUACUCACAUUUUAAAAUAUGUAAAGGGGAACAAAGUGACCAAGACCUUCGUGAAGUACGACAGUUUGAGCGAAAUAGAAGGAGCGCACAGCUGCUCCAGGAGCUAUGCAAAGGCCGGAAAGGGACAAGAGGAGUGCACACAAUUCUGCCUCCAGAACUGGGCCUCCUGCAAAGGGCACUACUACCCUGGUUAUUGCUUAACGAAGAUGUACACGGGCACUAACUGCAUUUUUUGCAGCGUGUAG